This is a messenger RNA of Dacryopinax primogenitus, 915 nucleotides long. Its product is annotated as NADP-binding protein. NCBI's taxonomy places the organism in Eukaryota, Fungi, Basidiomycota, Dacrymycetes, Dacrymycetales, Dacrymycetaceae. Bases 1 to 915 code for a protein of 304 amino acids. The transcript is spliced from 2 exons. The record is from RefSeq and is a predicted model, not a curated record. Gene Ontology annotation, molecular function: oxidoreductase activity.
AUGACAGAAAUCACCCCCUCCCCCCCUCUCCUCUCCACGCUCAACGGGAAAGUCGCCGUCCUCACCGGCGGGGCGAACGGGAUCGGCGCCUCCACCGUAAGGCUGUUCACCUCCCUCGGCGCUCGUGUCAUGUUCUGCGACCUGGACUCACAGCAUGGAGAAGCCCUUGCAGCGGAGCUCGGGCGGGAGAAAACGAGGUUCCUUAAGCUGGACGUGACGGACUACGAGCAGCAGUAUGAGCUGUUCCGCACUGCCCUGGAAACGUGGGGCAGAAUAGACGUCGUAGUCGCCAACGCCGGUCUAACAGAACUCGGUGACAUCUUCGGCUUGUCCGAGGACCUGAGCCUUCCCCCCUCUAUGGGGGUAAUCGACGUCAACCUCAAAGCUGUUAUCUAUACUGCCCGCUUGGGAGUGGGGUUCAUGCGCCCCUCGGGAGGGGGGGCGUUGGUCCUCGUCUCUAGCGUGGCGGGGUUUAAGGAGAGCCCGGGGCUGUGGGUGUAUGGGGCUAGCAAGCAUGGGGUCUAUGGGUUGAUGAGGUGCUUGAGGAGCGUGUCGGGGCCUCAGUGGGGCGUGUCGGUCAACGCUAUCUGUCCAUGGAUGACCACAGAAACGGUCAUGGUAGAGGGUAUCGAAACCCUCUGGGACAAAGCCAGCUUACCCACGAACGAGCCCUCCGAUAUCGCCAUGUGCAUCGCAACCGCCGCGACAGCGAACAACGACCCCAAGUCCCGCCAUCCCGGUGCCGCGACGCCCUUCAACGGGAAAGCGCUCUUUAUCAGCGGAGGCAGGUUCUACGAGAUAGAGGAUAACAUCGAUCGUUUGGAACCCGAGUGGCUUGGUGCGCAGAACUCGAGGGACCUGUUCAAGGGACAGGAGGUUCUGGGGAGCGGGGAUGGAUGGACUAGCAAGCAGUAG